AGUGUUGCAAGAAACGGGCACAUUUGACCACCUCUGUCUGUAUUAAUGCUGUGGUUUAUGAGUCGAACUGAACUUGGAUACGCACUGGAGGAAGAAAGCAGCCUCCGUUAGGAAUACUAAAAGAGGAAUCUGAACACAGCUGCUGGUUACUGGUUCUAUUUCUUUCUAAAUGACUGAAUCCUCUCGCAUGGAUUAUGCCAUGAAGUCUCUAAGCCUUUUGACUCCAUCCUCCCUGUCAAAGGUUGUGACAUCGAGUGUCUCAGCCAGCGCCUCGGUUACCUCCCAGCUUCUCUCUGGCCGAAAUACUCGACCAAAGCCCUUCAGGGUAACCAAUGCAGACCGCAGUUUGAAGAAGGGGAUAAUGGCAGAUGCUCUGCUGGACCUAAUGAAUAAGGUCAGUGACUCUUUCAGUGUACAGUGUAUCAGCGCGUUGGUUCUGGAUGAGGAUGGCACCGGUGUAGAAACUGAGGAGUUCUUCCAAACACUGGAAGAAAACACAGUUCUGAUGGUCCUGGAAAAGGGACAGAAGUGGGCUCUACAUCCUAACAGCCCCUCCAGGCUCAGGUCCAUUGAGCGCCACCAGCAUCACCGCACUGAUGUGGCAAAGCUGACCUUUGACCUCUACAAAAACAAUCCUAAAGAUUUCAUAGGCUGCCUGAAUGUGAAGGCAACACUGUAUGGUGCUUACACUGUGUCCUAUGACCUGCGAUGCUAUGCAGCCAAAAAGAUGCUCAAGGAGGCUCUUCGAUGGACCAUCUUCUCCAUGCAGGCCACAGGCCACAUUCUGCUGGGCUCCUCCUGCUACAUCGAGCAGCUGCUGGAGGAAGAGGAGCAGGCUGAGAAGAGACUGGCAUUGCCACAGGAGAGCAGGAUCAGGCAGCUCCAGAGCAGGCUGCUGGGGAAGAUCUCCUACUGAUUCAGAAGACGGAAGUAAUGCUAUCUCCUAGAUUUAGCUCCCAGUGUAGAUUUCCUACAUUGAACACAUAAGGCAGUUUGUUGCUGGCUACUAUAAUGUGUCGUACAUUUAAAACUUUUCUUUUUGCUGUUAUGGUUUGUUUGAAUGUUGAUGGGUCGUUCCUAAGAAUGCACUUUUUCUUACUGCUAUGUAACUUGCUCCCAAGGAAACCUAAUAAAUAAAAGCACCUUGUUUUAUUCCUCUGUGCCUGAUAGUCAAGCUCUGAACAAAGUAAAUCUCAAGCGAGUUUUGCCGUGCUCUGGGAGCCCAUUAAUCUGGCUUUAUAUGUGGUUCCAGAUCAUAGUCACUGUAAUUGGCAACAGGUUCAGCUGUCUCUCCCACGCUUCCCUAAUUGUCGUCUGGUCUAUACCGUCCUGUCAGCUGCCAUCGGAAGAAGAGGACUGAGGAAUACUGGGAAGGUCCAGCAGCUGCAGGAGCGUGGGGGAUGGUUACAAGCCAUUAAAUGGAAAGAUGCUAGUUACAGCUGGAGGCAGAAGUGCUAGUUUUGCAGGAAGGUAACAGAAGAAGCAGGACAGAUUUGAACAAAAUUGGGUUUCUGUCUUGAAGAAGACAAGUCAGAUUAAUUAGCAUUUGUGUAAAUGUGGCUCAUUUCACCAAUGCUUUUUUUUUUUUCUUCUAUUGUGAUGGAGAACUGAGUGAAUUGAUGUAAACUGUAAUAAAUGGUAUAACCUGUGUUUCAUAAACGUUAAAGAUGGCAUGCCUUUCAUUUA
Molecule: messenger RNA, 1686 nt
Organism: Cyprinodon variegatus (sheepshead minnow)
Lineage: Eukaryota; Metazoa; Chordata; Actinopteri; Cyprinodontiformes; Cyprinodontidae
Gene: cidec
Product: cell death activator CIDE-3-like
Exons: 6
Coding region: 170-916 (248 amino acids)
Biological process (GO): apoptotic process; regulation of apoptotic process
Source: RefSeq, a predicted model, not a curated record